Messenger RNA from Anopheles bellator, 1392 nucleotides. RefSeq lists its product as uncharacterized. The transcript is spliced from 3 exons. NCBI's taxonomy places the organism in Eukaryota, Metazoa, Arthropoda, Insecta, Diptera, Culicidae. The record is from RefSeq and is a predicted model, not a curated record. The coding region runs from base 409 to 843 and encodes 144 amino acids.
ACGCCCGAAAACGCGGCGUGACACAUGUGCAGGUGUUUGUGCCUUUGAUUGAGUGCGUUAGCGCGAACGAUCGGCGAGUCUUCAGCGUGGCGGUCGCGAGAGACAUCUACGCCGUACAAAAGACUUGGGCGAAGCGACGAACCUGACUGUUGGCUGGAAUUUGCCGAUCGCCGCGCACAAGUGACUACCACCGCCACCACCGCUGCGUGGCCACCGUGGAAGGUGCGUGAAGACGGGCCGUGAGCGAUAACCGGACGCGGGAUCGACAGUCGCUCACCGCAAGUGCCACCGUUAGCAUCUCGUGCCGCGUGCGUUUCAGUGAUCCCGCGUGAAGUGCGUGCAGUGUUUCCACAGUGCUAUUACCUGACCGCAAACCGGAGAAAAAAGGAAAACACAAAAAAUCAAGCCAUGCACGAUAAGCUGCUGGUGCUGGUGGUUGGCGUGCUGUGUGCCUCGUUAGCCAGCCUCCAGGUGGCGAGGACCGACUUCAGUGAUUAUGAAAUCGAUUACGACGAGGAAGGCUUUUGGAUUGGCCACGGGCUCGGAAGCCGCAAAGAGGGAGACGAAGUCCUGAAGGUGCUGCACAAAUCGGUCGGCCCGUUCGUGGAGCCCCAAAACGUCACCGUGGUGGAGAAGUUCAGCGCGGCCGAUGGUGAAAGUAUUACGUUUACACAAUUCAACUCUUCUAAGGUGCUCACGUACUUCCACGAGGUGGUGCUGGAUUUUAGUCCCAAAAGUUUCUACAUCCGGCUGAAGCUGUUCAACAUCACCAACCUCCGGCUGCAGCGGACCGUGUACGGAUUCCGGUCGAACGCAAACGCCAUCAAGCCGGAUGGAAGGUAGAGGCGCGCCCCAGUAUCAACCAUAGGCGGUGACCCACCAGAUAGUAGAGUUGCUAGGCGUUAAGUCACACUCGGUACACUGUAAGGACUAAGCCAUUAGCCAGCUAAGGAAUGAAGCCAAAAAUGUCUUACAUCACUCUCCGCCCGCCCGACGCUUGAUCGGGACUAUAUGGAAGGCGUGGUGCACAAAUCCGUCUGCGCUUGCGAAAGCGGACACAAGUUUCGAAAACGGUGUUCGAUUUCGUAACGGCGGUAGGUAGGUCCCCCCAAAUUGAUUGUUGACCAUUUGUCAACGACGCGUGACGAUACGCUAACGACGAAUGAUUGGCAAAGGGGCAAAUAUUGUUUGAGAAGCGCGAGCAGGACGCGAUCGCUAUCGCGUGAAUCGCGGGGAAGGAUUUGAGGCAACAGCGCAGACAACGGUCAGAAGGAAAAAUUAACACCCACCCAUAGACACUGUCGGUAGAGAUGGAAGAAGAAAUAGUACAGUAACAGUUGCAGUUACAUUAAUUUAUAUCGCUUUCUGUUUUUGUGUGUGCCGUUGCAAUGG